Molecule: messenger RNA, 183 nt
Organism: Penicillium oxalicum
Lineage: Eukaryota; Fungi; Ascomycota; Eurotiomycetes; Eurotiales; Aspergillaceae
Exons: 1
Coding region: 1-183 (60 amino acids)
Source: RefSeq, a predicted model, not a curated record
AUGGGGAAACGCAAGCAGAACAGCAUUGCCGUUCAAACAGCACAGUCACAAAACAAUCCGAAGAAUCACGGUGUGAAUGUGACAUGGUACGGCAAAUUUUCCGACACAUUCGCGACAAGCCCGAGCAUGACUGAGAUAGAUGGUCUUUGGAAACGUAAGGUAAGAAGCGUCGAGCGCUUGUGA